Molecule: messenger RNA, 2072 nt
Organism: Hydractinia symbiolongicarpus
Lineage: Eukaryota; Metazoa; Cnidaria; Hydrozoa; Anthoathecata; Hydractiniidae
Exons: 5
Coding region: 28-1875 (615 amino acids)
Molecular function (GO): protein binding; zinc ion binding
Source: RefSeq, a predicted model, not a curated record
UCUAUGGAAUUUUAGAAGCACAAGAAAAUGGAUUUACCAACAGUUGAGCUUGCUGCGAUAUUGGAAUGCAAGAUUUGCUUAGAUACAUAUUACAAGCCGAAAAUUCUUAAUUGUGGACAUGCUUAUUGUCAAGAUUGCUUAGAUGAUAUUCUAGUGUUUCAAAAUGAUGGAAGUGCUGAACUGCCUUGUCCAUUAAGAUGUACAAAAAAGACUAUUCUAAGCAAGGAGGAAACAACAUCGUCGCUAACAGCUGUAUAUACUUUUGCUGUCCUUUUGGACAAGAUGUUACUCAAUGGAAAAGAAAAAUUACUGUGUCAGCAAAGCAAAGAGUGCAAACAGAUUAUAAGCUGUCACUGUACCACAUGCGGUGCAAAGAUCUGCGAACAAUGCCGAAUCAUGCAUUCCUGUGCAGAAAACAAAUAUGUUGACAUAUUGUUUAAUGAAAAGCUGCAAGAAAUUCAACCAUUUUGUAAGCAACAUAAGUCAUUUGCCAAGUUUGUCUGUACAGACUGCGAUAAUUCCUUCGUGUGUGUGUAUUGUAUACAACGAGAUCAUAAGACUCACAGAAAAAAAAAGAUUGAUGAAGUUGGAGAGGAAACAAAGGAAUGGUUUAAAUCGCUUGUCACCUCAUUCCACAAAAAAAAGUUUAUGUUGGAAACGUUAACAGGAAAAUACAAUGACGCUUUAAAAAUUUUUAAAACUGAUAGAGAAAAAUUUGUUCAUGAAUUAAAAGUGCGAAAAUUGAAAAGAAUAGAAGAGUAUCUCAAAAUGUUAAAUGCAGAAGAAGAAAAUUUGUUGAAAGAAUUUGACAAAAAAACAGAGCAGUUUAAAGCAAAAUUGAUAUCUACUGGUUUCGUCGACGAUAGAAAAUUAAGAGAUUUUUCAGAUUACGUGAACGUUCUUAAUUUAAAAUCUCCUUUUGAAAUAGUUUCCGAAAAAAAAUUACUUGAACAAAGAUUUUGCCGCCUAUUUUCUUUUCCAGCAAACAUUCCACAUUUUAAAUCACAAUUUUACGGACUGAAUAAACAGGAAGAUUUCAAAAAUCCAUUGGGGCAAAUGCAAGUCUCUAUAACAGAUGUAAAUGUUGAUGGUCUAGAUCCAAACACAAUUUCAAUUUACAAUAAUUUGAUCGUCAAAACUCAAACACAACCUAACCAAACACAAUUGGAAGCUGAUUUGAUGAACUUAGUUGAAGAUGUGAAGGAGUACGGACAACAUCAUACAUAUGUUAAUCGUCAUUCUGAGCAGCAGAAAAUCUGGAAUGUUGAGAAAAAAACACGAAGUUCAAAGUAUUACACUUUCGAAGAACUUGUGGAAAUCAUUAAAAAUGGUGAAGACAAGAAAUUUCGAUCAAUUAUUUGCAAUGACCCAAAUGUUAUUUUCCUGAGAAGUAAUCAUGGAAAUACACUAUUGAUGGAAGCUUCCAGGUACAACAAAUUUCCAGUAGUUAAAUAUUUGAUUGAAGCAGGCGAAGAUGUAAAAGAUGUUGAUGAUAGCAAAUGGAAUGCAUAUCAUUACAGCACACGCUAUGGUAGCCAUGAUGUGUUAAAGUUACUAAUUAAUCAUGACGACACUAAUAUAAACGACGUAAACAAUUACAAUGAAACACCAUUACAUUUUGCAUGUCGUAGAGGACUUCUCAAAUGUGUUAAUUUACUGCUGACUAUAUCACAUUUAAAUGUUAAUGUCCAGAACGAUAAUGGUAAAACACCAUUGCAUAUGGCAUCUACUGGUGGUCAUGUUGAAUGUGUUAGGUCACUGCUAUUAGCACCAUAUAUCGACGUCAAUAUGCGAGACCAUAAUAAUAACACGGCGUAUGAUAUCACUCAAAACGAAAUUAUCAAAAAUUUACUGGUGGAACAUCGAAGAGAAUAAAUAUUCGUUAACUUUUGUUCCAGCUAAUCAAUAACACAGACGUACAAAGAAGGCAUCUAUUUUAUAGUAUAAACUCCUUUUUAAGAAUUUUUAAAGGAAGCAGGUCGUUAUUUUUGUUUAUUUCUUGAUUUUUAUAUCGUUGAAAAGCUUAUUAUUCUUAGAAUGCUUAUUUUGAAUAAGAAAUAUAAUUUUUUGCA